Coregonus clupeaformis (lake whitefish) is the source of this 5780-nucleotide messenger RNA. RefSeq names its product serine/threonine-protein kinase 40. The coding region runs from base 231 to 1550 and encodes 439 amino acids. NCBI's taxonomy places the organism in Eukaryota, Metazoa, Chordata, Actinopteri, Salmoniformes, Salmonidae. Gene Ontology annotation, biological process: protein phosphorylation. The transcript is spliced from 11 exons. Gene Ontology annotation, molecular function: ATP binding; protein kinase activity. The record is from RefSeq and is a predicted model, not a curated record.
UGCUAUGGAAAGAUGCGAUCAGAAAGCUGACGAAUGGCAGCUUUUCCUGAGUGGUCAUUUCGGUAAUAGUGGCUAAAACAAACAUAGCGCGAUAUCAACCCUCCAUAUACGGUCUCCUUUGGUUGGGGGAACCAACUUCGUAUGCACGGAACAAUACUUUUAAAGAAAUGCCCAUGCUGUAGCAAUACAACGUAGACUUUCCUCGGCGUUUUCAGCUCGAGAGCUCCAGCAUGUCAAAGCGGCGCUCUUUGGAGAGGGGGGCCGGAGAGACCUCAGGCAGGGCCAGCAAGCUCCUGUGUCCUGGAAUAGCUGGAAGCAACGCCAAGAGGGCAGGUCCCUUCGUCCUGGGGCCUCGUUUGGGGAACUCGCCCGUGCCAAGCAUAGUGCAGUGUCUGGCCAGGAAGGAUGGGACGGAUGACUUCUACCAGCUAAAGAUUCUGACGCUGGAGGAGCGGGCAGACGCGGCCGGGGAGACCCAGGAGGAGAGGCAGGGGAAGAUGCUGUUGCACACCGAGUACUCCCUCCUCUCUCUGCUACAUAACCAGGACGGAGUGGUGCACCACCAUGGCCUGUUCCAGGACCGGGCGUAUGAGAUCGUGGAGGACCCGGAGGCCAACAAUGGCAAGGUGCGCCGGAUGAAGAAGCGGAUCUGCCUGGUGCUGGACUGCCUCUGUGCGCACGACUUCAGCGACAAGACUGCGGACCUCAUCAACCUGCAGCACUACGUCAUCAAGGAGAAGCGGCUGAGCGAGCGCGAGGCCAUUGUCGUCUUCUAUGACGUGGUGCGCGUGGUGGAGGCCCUGCACAAGAAAAACAUAGUGCACCGAGACCUGAAGCUUGGAAACAUGGUGCUGAACAAACGGAUUCACCGGAUCUCCAUCACCAACUUCUGCCUGGGCAAGCACCUGGUGAGUGAGGACGACCUGCUGAAGGACCAGCGAGGAAGUCCAGCCUACAUCAGCCCUGACGUACUGAGUGGUCGGCCGUACCACGGUAAGCCCAGUGACAUGUGGGCCCUUGGCGUGGUGCUGUUCACCAUGCUCUAUGGCCAGUUCCCCUUCUACGACAGCAUACCUCAGGAGCUAUUCCGCAAGAUCAAGGCUGCAGAGUACUCCAUCCCAGAGGACGGGCGUGUGUCGGAGAACACUGUGUGUCUUAUACGGAAGUUGCUGGUGCUGGACCCCCAGCAGAGGCUGACCGCCGCAGAGGUCCUGGAGUCUCUCAGCGGCAUUAUCGCCUCAUGGCAGUCAGUAUCAUCUUUGACCGGUCCUCUUCAGGUUGUACCGGACAUCGAUGACCAGGUCAGCCACCCAGAGCAUCUCCAGGAGGUGAAGGUGACGGAGGAGUCGUCGCAGUACGAGUUUGAGAACUACAUGCGUCAGCAGCUGCUGCUGGCCGAGGAGAAGAACACUAUUCACGAGGCCAAGGCCAGCUUCCUCGCCAAGCGCCAGUUUGGCGCCAUCCCGCCUGUGCGGCGCCUGGGCCACGAUGCCACGCCCGUCAGCCCUCUGGACGCCGCCAUCCUGGCCCAGCGCUUCCUCCGGAAGUAGCCCCUUCACCCCUCAUCUUGCCCUCUGGAGGACACGUGGGGUGAGGAACACAUAAGGGUUGGGUCGGGAAGGGAACCGAAAACUGAGAAUGUCGAUGGGAGCUUAGCCCCAGCCCGACCCUCCCUUGGGUAGAGGGGCCCCUAGAUGUGGUGAGUUAGGUAGGUGGAAUGGGAACAGACAUGGGGGAGCACCAGAACUGAUCACUCACCUGACAACCUCUCAUAGUUUUCACACUUCAAGUCUGGGUGUCGGCGGUGUGCACAGGAAUGGGAUGGCUGGAGAAUCUGAAGAUCUGAACCAAAGGCUUCCACCGAACCCCACUGAUCUUAAACACACGCUGCUCUCAGCCAGCCAGCUAUGGGCACAUAUGGACUCAUACAGGCCAGGGGGAUUCCAGACACGCGUGUGUGUUUCCCUCUGCUGAGACCUGGCCAUCACCCUCCAACUACCCCCAUUUAUUUUGGAAAACCCUGAGCAAUACAGGGCCAGAAGAACCAUGUAGCAACCUUCCUCUAACCUCCCUCCCUCAACUCUCCAAACUGAGAUCACCUGAUCAUGGACGUCACUCACGCGCCCGCCCACUCACUCUUUAGUUUCCUCAUAACCAAAAUGAUCUGGACUUGUCCUGUCUGUCUCAACUACGACUUCAAAUCUACCUCUCUCAAUCUCUUUCUAACCAUGUGUGCAUUUUACGCCAUGUCCACCAUUCUCGAAAAACAAGGAAUUGUAGAGGUAGUGUUGUCACCAUAGACAGAAAGCAUUACUAUGUUUUGGUGCAUAAAGGUUAGGAAUGUGGAAUAUGAAUAAGCUUUUUUCCUUAUGAGUAAUAAGUAGCAUUUUACCCUUCUAUCCAUUCUACAUUGAAGAUGCUAACUAUCAAAGGGUGGCCAAAUCGCCAACUUCUAUCUUUAAGUCUAGCAGAUUGCAUUGUUUUCUUGCUUUCGCUCACCCCCUAUGGAACCAUUGUUUUGCAUUUAGGCAUCUAGUGUCAAGUACCUGGAAGUUGUGAUGCCAAGAGCUGGGUGGGGGGUGGGGGGGGUUUAUUAGACAUUUAUUAGAUGUUUAAUGUUGAUCCUCUCUCGUUAUUGCUGUUCUAAAUGGCAUCUUUGAUUAAUAAUCGAGACGUGGACACAUUUCUUUGGGUGAAAAAUCAUGGAGCGUCUUAACUGAUUGUUAGCCAAGGAAAUUAUACCUCCCCCUCGUUCACCACUGAACAACUUCCAGGUAUUCAACUUCCCACUUACCCUGUGUGACAUCAUCAUUGUGGGACAAGUAUUGGGCAUGAAUGUGAAUCAAUGGUAAUGCCAGUGAUUGUCAGUGUGUAGAUAAGUGUGAUUCCAGCCAGGGGUGUAUUAGACAAAGCCAGGGCCUUUUCAGUGGUAGGUGCAGACUAGAGCCACAUUAUUUAAGCCCAGUGAGUCAGUGCAGACCCUUAAGCUAGCCAUCCUCCCAAUGUCUUUAUCUUGCCUGCCUCAGUUGCUUGCACACACCGAGAACAUACAGGCUUUUCUAAGACUGGCUAGACUGAAUGUGUCCGCUAUGAAAGAUGAGCAUCCCACAUGUUGCCCGUCUUAGUCGUGAAUGCUCUAGUGCGUAGCAAUGUCUUAAGUUUAAAAUCAGACAAAACCGUAAUGAUCAUAGUACUCGAGCCCCUUUAGCUGUUGUAAGUUAUAUUGUAGUAGCUCAUCAUGAAAGACUUAACUAUGAUGAUGAUCGUGAUAAUUGAAUAGAUAGUGUCAUAUUUCAUAGAGAAACUCUCAACAAUGAGGUUGCGUCUCCGUCACUCGGUCGCGUCAUUCCAUUGUUAUGCGCGUUUUCAAGCCUCCCUCUGCUGGCGGCGCCAUAGUGGUGCCAAACGUCGUGAUAAAUCCAAUCAUUCUGGACGGAGGCUAACGGCUGUUUCGUCAAAGUUGCACUAGUGUCCUGGAAAUACGAUGACAUUGCUAAAGUAGGUAGAUAUUUGGUAGGAAACAACUUUGCCAUUAUCAUGUCGUCAAAUUUACUUUAGAAAGAUGGCAAUGUUGUCGUUAGUUAACAAAGUUUGUCAAAAGUAGCUAGCAAUGCUAAUGUUAGCUAGCUAAAAUCCGGUGGGCUCCCCUUAAUGUUAUCUAGCUAGCUAACGUUAUACUCCAUCUAAAGUCAAUCUGGAGACAUCAAAAUGAUGAAUUUUUUUUCCCAAGCCACAGUAACGCACUUUUGAUUAAAUCUUAAUCAGUGGUCAUUGACAAUGCAUUGAGUAGAAUGCUCAGUCAGUCAAUCUGGCGACAUCAAAAUUAUGAAAUGUCAUUUUAUUUCCAAGCCACAGUAACGCACUUUUGAUUAAAUCUUAAUCAGCGGUCAUUGACAAUGCAUUGAGUAGAAUGUUCAGUCAGUCAUCAGUUCAAAACAAUAUUGUAAAGAAACGUGCAACCCAUGAUUAGGCUCAUUGGUUAGUUGGUGUUGGGGCCUUUAGGUGUUGAUGCAUUCACAUCUUUACCAAAAUGUUGCUAAACUACUAACUCGUGAACAAUAUUAGGCAUCUGUUCACAUAAGCUUGCCCAUCUUUAUGGGUAUCCGCAUUGCUUAGACCUCCACCCUAUUUAUAUCUAAAUUGAUCACAUGAGUAGAAACUCGAGUCAGUUUCCUAUUUCAUUGUAUGUUGUAUUUUUCCUCCUUAAUUUCAUGUAUGUUGAUUUAUUUAUUCACUGUCCAUUUUCAGGCAUCAAAUCUCUUAGUCAUUUUUGCUUUAAGCAAGAUGUGUUCUGGUUCCAUUUGUUUCUCCAGACAUUGAAACUUGAGCCGCCAUUGCAGUUUUUUCUCUCUAUCAGCUAUCUUCAUUAAAGAAGAUCUCUUUAUUAUACUUUUUUGCAGUUGCCACACACUCGUGGUCGAUUAAGCUACACUAAUAAUGAAACGGACUGCAUAGUUCUAUUUUUUACACAGAAAAUAAUCGCACAUUAUAAAUAAUGAUUUAUGGUAGUGAUGUACUGUUUAUUAGCCUGGUCCCAGAUCUGUUUGUGCGGUCUUGCCAACGCCUAUUGCCUUGACAAUGACCAGCACAAACAGAUCUGGGACCAGGCCAACUGUUUAUCGCCCCAUACCAGACUUAUGGUCAGUAUGUAAAUAUAAUACCAACAUGACAGCGACAACACCAGUAGAGCUGCCAUCUACAUCUAGUGGAAUGAUACCAGCUCUGAUCAGGGGUACAUUCAAUGAGGUGAAAUGUUCCAAAUGUUGCAGCUAGAUAUGUGUUGAAUAGAACUGACACGAUUCCAAAUUCAACAUGACAGAAAAUCAUAUCUUGAUUUCUAUCUGAACGUUUUGUAACAUUGCACACUCCUGAACAGCCCUGCUUUAAAACAAAUGAUAUAUAGACAUGCAGGCGAUGCUAGCCACCACAUUUUGAGAAAAAAUUAUAAUUAAAUGAGAUUUUGAGAAAAUUUUGCUUUUUCCCCACCUCAAUGUGAAUUUCUGGGUAUAAAAGCAGUAUUGUAGUUGAUAGUGUGUCAGUAGUUCAUGAGAAAAAUGUAUUUUGUGAACACCACAGCCCUUGCUGAAGUUGAAGGCAAAUUUGAAAUCCCAUCUUACUUGAGGGUGACCAUAACCCACUAUUGGAUAUAAAUAUGUAGGUUUAUUAGAAAAGACCCUUGAUAGUAAUGUAUUAUCUGUAGCAUUAUCAAGAUAGUGUUCACAUUUAGCUGUUGGAAUUGUCCCAUUUGAUGUCUAAGAAAGUUGUCCCCUUCAUAGGUGGACUGAAAGCACCAUACGAAGCAUGAUGUUGAGCUCUUUGUAAAAUGUGAUUUUGCAUGAUUUUUUUACUUGCAAGGUGGUCCCACAAUAUAGUUCCUUGAAAUCAACCAACCAACCAACCAGGAAGAAUUGGGAAUUUGAGUCUUACAGAAAAACCUAAUGUUUUUCAUAAUACAACCGAUUUUUCAUUUAAUGAAUACUCAACAUGAUUUUUCAUUUUUACCAUAAUUCUAAAAUUGGGGAAAUGUCUGUCAGUUUAAGGAUGUAUUUGAUUUGCUGAAUAUUUCAACUGGAAAAUAGAUUAUGGUGUAUGAUGUGGUGGUAUAAAUAGUUGAAACCAUCCAGAUUUGUGUUGCAAGCUGCUUGGUUGGAUAUGGGCAUCUAAUACAAAAACCUGGCUAAUUGUACAGAGAUUUAGAAAAGUUUGUAUAAAAGACAUAUUUUUGUACUUCAUCAAAUCUCUACAUGCAUGUCAGCAAUAAACUUUGAUAUGGAAAAAUA